This is a messenger RNA of Ostertagia ostertagi, 1431 nucleotides long. Lineage: Eukaryota; Metazoa; Nematoda; Chromadorea; Rhabditida; Trichostrongylidae. The record is from the annotation of a GenBank genome assembly.
AUGGGAGCUACCACGCCCGCUUCAGCCGAACGGGUCACCUUUACCUAUCCAGCUCUACCAGAAAUCAAGUUAUGUUAUGCUAUCUCUAUUAGCAGCAUUAUCUAUGGUCUGUAUGCGGUUCUCAAAGCCAGUCAGGCUUAUGAAUGGGGCAUGGGCGAUUACGGCGUGCAAGCCGAGCUACCUUUAUUUGGAACUGUUAUAAAGGACCUCAGCAGUUGGGAAUGGAUAAAUUAUUCUCCAUUCGCAUGGCAAUAUUUGCCGGUGUUCAUGGCGCACACCGUGGUCUUCAACCUAGGAUCGAAAUUCCUUCCUGAUCUACCUUUUACUAUUGUUUAUACUUUAUUAAGUAUUGCAUCAUGCGUAUACUAUUUCACACCAACACUGGUGGCCCUUUCUCUUACCCAAGGCACCGUGAUGUUUGCUGCCUGCCGAAUUUUUAAGCGAAAAGCGGUCAUCUGGAUCGCCUCACUGCCGCUACUUUACGUAGUGAUGCACCACACGACGAACAUUGCCGACAAUCCAUUUUUAAUAUAUACUCUUGUAUCCUACAGUAUGCUAAGCUAUGUGUCAUACUGUAUAGAUACGAUUGAUGGCCCUGUGAGGAAAGAAGACGACACCAUAGCGAAGCAAUAUCUCCGAAUGUUGUUCUACACAUUCUAUCAACCGUAUCUAUUCUCCCUGAUUGUACUGUAUUCGGAUUUCGAACGGCAGAUAGCCGAACGACGUCAGAAAACGAGGGACUGGCUGGGCAGCGUGUGGUUCGCUGUCAGGAUCGCAUUCUGGUGGGGUGUGCUGGAGCUGUCGCUGCAUUUCAUGUACCACGAAACCAUUCUUCGAAAUAUCGAAUAUGCUGAUACAGUGCCUAAGGACGCAUUUUUCGCAAUGGGGCUGGCUUUGGGAGUUUUCUUCCACUUGAAAUAUGUGAUCAUAUUCGGUUUGCCGGCUGCUUUUGCCCGAUUUGACAAUAUGGACCCUCAGCCGGGGCCGAUUUGCCUUUUUCGAGCGAUGCUAUUCUCCAAGGUCUGGCGUGAGUUCGACCGUGGUCUCUAUCAGUUCUUCAAGUGCUACAUCUUCGUGCCAAUCUGUGCCCCAACGUUUUCGCUUAAACGGAAAGUGUUUGGAGUGCUCGUCUCGUACGCAUUCGUUUUACUCUGGCAUGGUUUCUACCAUCAUAACCUAGUGUGGAUCAUUUUGAACAUCAUAGCGUUGUUCAUGGAGAUGAGCUCCAAGUCGCUGUACGCGGUGGAAUCAUUUCGACGUUGGCGAGAGAAGACCAUAAGCGAUGUGAACUUCCGCCGAGUUCUCGCUGCGCUUCAGGUCUUGCCGUUUGCCUUCGGACUCUACUCGAACAUCUAUUUUCUGGGAGGGUCAGAAAUCGGUGCUUUGUUCAAGAAACGUAUUCUCGAUGAGGAGACGAUUCCUUUGAGGUAA